AUGCUGUUUGCGUUGCUGCACGUUGUGCGGACGUUAUGGGGACUGUGGCAGUUGCAGCUAUUUGUCAAGUGGGCUGUCAAGAGCAUUAAGUCGUUGCGGGCCCUUGGGAUUGAAUAUGAGCUCAACACGGGCGCCCGUACUGGCUAUGAUGGGAAGAAGCAAACCCAGAAUGGCGAAGAAAGAGAACAGGAAACCACGAAUAUCGGUACUACGCAGGAGCCCGGAAAUACCGACGACAAGGAAAAAGUGCACUCUGUGGCUGAAAUUGUAGAUGAACUAUGGGUGAGCGAUGAACUGAUUGAGAACCGUGUGUCCCAUGGGAAUGCUCGGUGCUACAUAGUGUUUGACAAGAUUGAGUUUAGAAUAGAUCCAAAGAGAAGAAACGUGUUUCGUCAACGAAUCGUGCUUCUGUUACAGGCGCUCUCGAUACCAUUUCGGUAUGUGUAUGGAAUAGUGCAGAAAUGGCUUGGGAAUGGGUCUAUACCCUGCUUUGUCCAGGUACCGCACGAGCCAGAGGAUGUGUGGCUGCGAUGGUGCGUGGCGUUUGCGGCGCAGGGGUUGAACAAGUGGAUAACGGAGUUCACCGUUGCGCCGGAAGUCGAUGAUGAGGAUGGGGCGAUAAAUAACUUGGAGCGGUACGAAAGACGACGAGAACACCUGGCUGGGCGCGUGCUGGCGACGGCCGGAAUACAAUUGUGGCUGGGGAGUUGUUUGCCGCUGGGUGAAGGCAAGUCGCUUUUGUCAAAAGAGGACUUGUUGCGACGAGCGAUGACGAGUGGACGUGGAAUGCCGUUCGAUGCAGUGCAGAGGAAUGCGGUCUUGCGGCCUGGAAAGGGGUACAAGGCCUAUGAGAGAAAACUAAAUCGACUCAUUAAUGGAAUUCCGGUGGAGUUUGAAGAACAAGUGGAAGAGUUGGACAUCGAGAGAGUGGAGUGGCUUGCGAUUUUGCUGUACAUAGGAGAAGAACGGAUUGGCAACGGAAGUGCGAGCAGAGAUUCUCGUAGAUCUGAAGAGUAUGAGAAACUGGAGCAUGACGAUUUAGCGAUUGAAAAUAUGCGAGCACAGCUGGGCAUGGGCAACAGAACUUCAGGAGUGGAUGCAGCGGAAAGAAGGAAUGCUAGCAUAUGCGGGUUUACGAUGCCAGAACGAUACUUUCAUGAAGUAUCCAAAGAGAAUAGACUGGUGACCAAGGUCGGGGACCUUGUCGACUGCUGGUUAGCGCUUAUAGCGGGAGUGCAAAUGCAAUUCCUGGUGAGUAAAGACGAAGAAUGGCUAGGACGUUGUCUGGGUCAAGUCGAACAUGACCAAGAGACUGUGGUGAGCGUAGAAGGCGUGGAGAUGGGAGGGAUGGAAAAGAGGGGGAGCAGCCUCUUCAUGAGACAUGUUCGAAUUGAAGAAGCGAUGCAAGCAUUCCAGUUUGGAGUCGUGGGUCAAGAGUUUGAGCAGUUGGAGCAGACAUUGACGUUUAUGGGAUAUUCGCUGGAGAGCGUGCGUACGAGACUGGGAAGGUGGGUGAAAGCGAACACGGACUCGCAGAGUGGGGCGUGGAGGCCUUUGAUGUUUCAAGCGGGGGAGUUGAUAUCGGGGUGGACGGAGGUUGGGCGUGUAUCGAAUGAUGUGUCACGUACCCUGCGGCAGAGAGAAGGGAAUGCAGUACUGAGGGAUCGGGCGGUGCAGUGUCGUGUAGUGUGGGAGUUGCAAUGUGUUUUGAGGGAAAGGGUAUCGGGAAUGGAAGGGAGCCCGAGCAGUAUGGUAGCGGUGGCGCUUUGCAUGGUCAGUUUUCCGUCGCUGGUUGUGAUGAAUACAGAAGAAGCGAGCGAGGAAAUCAGUGACACGGAUGUGCGGUCAAGCGAGGCAGGGGGGGUGGCAAUCUCGGAAAAUCGAGAUAGUGUGUCAGUAUCAUUCGGGAAUGAGCAAAGAGGUAGGGAUGCGGAAGAAGAGAGGAAGAAACGGAGCGAAGAAAUGUUUGUGAUAGUGCCGAUUUGUGGGCCUCAGAGAAUGAGGCUUCAGGUACAAGUGGGCGACGAUGACGAUUGGAGCAAUAGAAGUGGAGCGGGCGAUAGAGGAUGCAAAGUGAGAGUACGGUUGUGCCGGGGGGCGGCAUCGCGAGAUGAGCGGUUUGAGUGGGGAUGGUGGCGGGAGGCGGCGUUGGGACGUAUGGAGGGAUUGAGGCGAUGGCAGAAGAAUCAUGGUAUGUGUUCGCCAGACUUGCAUGCCGGGCACCGGAAUAUGACGUCAGGCAUCGUGUGUGUAAAGCCAAGAGCACACAAAACGGGGACAGAGGUUGAGAUGUGGUCGGGAUGGGAACCGUUUCGAAGCCAGCAAUGCAGAUUUGAGCUAGAAGGGGACAAAGUUCUUGCGAAAUUUGAAGUGAGCAUGCGACACGGUGAUCUCGUUGUUACAAAGAAAAACAUUGCGACAUCCCACACCCAAGCCGUCGGGGAGAGAAGGUUCACGAUGUACGAAGACAAUGACCGCGAGGCCUUACAAGACGGAUGUUUGAUAGUAGGAGAAGCACUGGUUGAUAAGUCGCCAGGUUGCUUGAGCUCAGUCAGGGCUGGAGUAUAUGAAGAUGAAGAGUUUGCGAAGAACCUGCCAGCAAAAGGCGAAAAUGUUAUUGGGGAAGAGUUGGGCCAGGUCCGAAGAGACAUUUUUCUGUUGAAGGUUGCUGCACUGGAGCAUGGUGAUAUGAACGCGUUGCAGAGAUGCGUGAAGCUCCUCACCGACUCGAGUGAGGAGAUCACAGAACACAUGAUAUUGACGAACAGGCGACGAGCUGGAGAAUUGGUGCUAGCUUUUUUCCACAGUGUUUUUGUGAGCAGAAAGGGGAGUGGCGGGGUCAAGGGGGGUGGAAGAGAGUUUGAAGCGUUGUUUUCAUUAUUACAAGAGCUUGUGGAGAAAUCGGCUUUUGACAACUAUGUCGUGGAUGUGGUUCUGGAUUUUCUGAAAUGCGCAGUAGAUCUGCGUAUACCUGAGGAUGUACGAAGCUGCCUCAUAUGGAUGCGAAGGUUGAUAGCAAGAUCACUGAGAUUGGAUAAGUUGGAUUGUCUUUGUCGCAGUUUUGAAGAAAUACUUGGAGCGGAACGAGGGCAAAGAGUGGCUAUCCAUCGGAAGCAGUUGUUCUUCACGGACAGUGAGGUGACCGAGUACGACGUGCGUACUGUUAACAUUUUGGAAAAGGCUCUUCUGGAACGCCAGAUUGAGGAGCAUGAUGAUGUCCCGGCGAUGAACAAGCUAGGACUGAUGGUGCAUAACGGCGCAGAAGGAGUAGAAGCCGAUGUGGUACGCGCAAUGGAGCUUUAUGAGCUUGCAAUAUCGAAAGGCGAUGAUGGCUCUGCGAUGAACAACCUAGGUUGUUUGUUAGAGAAGGGAGGGGAGGGGGUCGGGAAGGAUGCGGUACGAGCCAAGGAGUUGUUGGAGCGUGCAAUCAAUGAGCAUGAUCAUGUCGAGGCGAUGAACAAUCUAGGACUGGUGGUGGAGGAGGGCGCAGAAGGAGUAGAAGCCGAUGUGGUACGCGCAAUGGAGCUUUAUGAGCUUGCAAUAUCGAAAGGGGAUGACGGCUCUGCAAUGUGCAACCUUGGUUGUUUGUUGGAGACCGGAGGGGAGGGGGUCGAGAAGGAUGCGGUACGAGCCAAGGAGUUGCUCGAGCGUGCAAUCAAUGAGCACGAUUUUGUCCCGGCGAUGAACAGUCUAGGAGUGAUGGUGGAGGAGGGCGCAGAAAGAGUAGAAGCCGAUGCCGUACGCGCAAUGGAGCUUUAUGAGCUUGCAAUAUCGAAAGGCAGGAACGGCAUCGCGAUGUACAAUCUCGGUAUCUUGCUGAGAGGCGGGGCGGAGGGUUUGGAUUGCAAUUUGGUGCGCGCGGCUGAGCUGUUUGAGAUGGCCAUUGAAGAGGGCAACAACACAGACGCAAUGGUGGAACUCGGAAAUCUGCUACGCGAUGGAGCGGAAGGAGUCCAGCGGGAUACAGAUCGUGCAUGCAGAUUGUACGAGAGGGCCAUCAAAGAGGACAACCAUUCCGAGGCUGUAGAGAAUCUUGCUGCGCUGCGCGAUGUCACAGAAGACGGAGAUUGAACGAUUUCAGAAGUCAGCAAGAGCACUCUCCCGAACGGAGAUGGCGGGUGCCGUCGGGGAGAGCAGAAGGGAAAACCCGAGGCUCAAGGCGAGUAGAGUUCCCUUCGUUAAGACCCCUGUAGAAGAUGGGAUAAAGACGUGGUUCCUACCGUCCGGCAGCGACGGAUAGAUCGCCUAUGCCGAGUUCAACCCCUUUAUCGGGACAAUGAACUCGGAGGCAGCGGCCGGCGCUAGUGUCUAGACGACCGUCAAUUUGACCUCAUAUGAGGCUAGCUUUUUUUUCAAAAAAAUAUAAAUUAAAUCGAAACUUUAAAAAGUCA
This is a messenger RNA of Chondrus crispus (carragheen), 4391 nucleotides long. RefSeq lists its product as hypothetical. Gene Ontology annotation, molecular function: protein binding. NCBI's taxonomy places the organism in Eukaryota, Rhodophyta, Florideophyceae, Gigartinales, Gigartinaceae. The transcript is spliced from 2 exons. The record is from RefSeq and is a predicted model, not a curated record. The coding region runs from base 1 to 4071 and encodes 1356 amino acids.